AGAGGGAGAGCGGUAGUUUUUGGACACACUUCUCUGCGUCUGACCAAUCGGCACCAGAGGGCGGAGCUCCUCCUUUGGCCGCCAUUAAAGAGAGCAAUCCAUGAAUUCAAAUGGAAACCAGCAGGACUUGAAAUCACAAUCAUGAGUAGCCUGACUUUUUAAUUAGUUUUACUGGUGUUAAGACUUACGUUGAAUUGAUGAAAUGUUGUACUAGAAUACGAAGUCGGAAGAUCACAGAGACUACUGAGGGUGAAUUUGCGGCUGGUCACCUUAGCUUCACAGAGAUACAACCAGUUAGCGUUAGCUAGUUUGUAUGCUAACUGUAGUUAGCGAGCUGGCUAACUAGCUUUCUAGCUAAAGUGCCAAGCAAAGGGGGAGGGGAGAGUUGUCUGCACACCUCUGGUGUUUUUUAGUAAUAUUUAUUUUUAAGUUAUGAGUGCUUUGGAGUAUUGACCAUGGUGGUGUUUUUAAUUCGGGUAGUUAGACAAGCGCUGCGUUCGCUUGUUUUUCAUUUCUUUUAGAACAAGCACUCAGACAAAACAGUCGAGGUUUUGAUGAAUUGGCGAGAGCUCUAGCAAGCCAGGUAAUAGCACUUUACAACGAGUUGUUUCAAAGCCGGUGUGUGAUCAAAUAUUUCAAAUUUGAUACUGCUCCACAUCACUCUUCUUGCGGCCUGAAAUAAUGGAUUAUUCGACGACCACCCUUUGAAGAUGAGUUCUUGUUUUGUACCAAACGGGGCGAGCCUGGAGGACUGCCAUUCCAAUCUAUUUUGUCUGGCGGACCUGACUGGCAUCAAAUGGCGCUGCUUCGUGUGGCAGGGACCCACCUCGUCGCCCAUCGUCUUCCCCGUGACGGAGGAGGACCCCAUCCUGUGCAGCUUCAGCCGCUGCUUGAAGGCCGACGUGCUGAGCGUGUGGCGGCGCCACCAGACUCCGGGGCGCAGGGAGCUCUGGCUCUUCUGGUGGGGCGACGACCCCAACUUCGCCGAGCUCAUCCACCACGAGCUCUCCAGUAAUGAGGAGGGACUGUGGGAGAGUGGGCUGUCCUAUGAGGCGCGGACGCUGCUCUUCAAGGCCGUCCACAACCUGCUGGAGCGCUGCCUGCUCAACCGCUGCUUCGUCCGCAUCGGACGCUGGUUCGUCAAGCCCUACGAGAAGGACGAGAAGCCCAUCAACAAGAGUGAGCACCUGUCCUGCUCCUUCACCUUCUUCCUGCAUGGCGACAGCAACGUGUGCACCAGCGUGGAGGUCAACCAGCACCAGCCCGUGUACCUGCUCACGGAGGAGCACCUCUCGCUGGCACAGCAGUGCCCCGGUCCCUUCCAAGUUAUUCUGAGUCCGUACGGCCUGUGCGGUACUCUCACUGGACAGUCCUUUAAGCUGUCGGACCCCCCCACCCAGAAGCUGCUGGGGGAGUGGAAGCAGUUCUAUCCCAUCAGCCCUAGCACCAAGCCUGCGCCUGACGACCGCCCCGAUGACAUCGAAUGGGAGGAUGACUCUCUGGGCGCUGUCGAGGUGCUUGUCGCGGGCGUUAGGAUGGUGUACCCGGCCUGUCUGGUUUUGGUGGCCCAGUCUGACAUCCCAGUCAUGGCUCCCUCAGGACCCGCCUUCUGCUCCAGCAGCCUCUACGCCAUUGGCCAGCCCUCUGGCCCCGCCCACAGAGAUCACGCCUUCUGCUCUGUCACUCUCACACCCCCAACAUCACCGGAGGAGUUUCAGACAGACUCCCAGCCCCCUCAGAAGUGGGUGAAGAGCUCCUCCUCGGCGUUAGACGGCUUGAGGUCCGACAGCAGUAGUCACCACGGAGGCAAGGUCCCUCGCAGGCUGGCCACGCAGCUGCUCCAGUGUGUGUGGCAGGAGUGCAACCUCAACCGUGCACACAAGAGGAAAUUCUCCUCCCUCACCAGUGGGGCGUCUGAAGAGGAGGCGCAGAAAACCACCAGCUGGGACUUUGUGGAGACGACACACAGGACCACAUGCAACUGCUCCAGGCACAAGAGCCAGAAGCAGCGCUCAGGACCCCCCCCAGGCCACCCCACCCCGCCCUCUCUGGGCCAGCCGGCCCCCUCGGCCCUCAAACACAAGCUGGGGGAGAAGCCUGAGAAGACGGAGAAGCAGUCCAAGCGUCCCCAGACCCCCUUCCACCACCGCAACUCCCUGUGCGAGGACCCCAGUCUGGAGGGGGGGACCCCGAGACUGUGCCUGAGGGGGGGCGACGGCCCCCACUACCCCCCCCACGCCAGCACCGCCGCCUCCUCAUGCUCCUCCUCCUCCACGCCCUCCUCCAAACCCCCCCCACUCCACUCCAGCACAGAUCCCGCCUCCUCUGAACUCAGCCCCUCCCCCCUGCCACCACCCCUCAGCCCCCACCCCUGCGACCUAGAGGACAGCCACACCCACAAGCCGUCCCACAAUCCUUUGCACCUGUACCCUGCCCCCGGCUCCUGCGCCCCGGGCUCGUGUCUGCCCCCUCAGAAACACUGCCCUCUGGGCGCCCUGCCCCCGCUCACUCAAGCUUACCCACAAUGCCUUGAGCCCACUGUGUUUGUGGGUGCGGCUGUUGAUCCCCAGCAGGACUCCGCCCCCAACCCCUGGCGCUACUACAAGUUGCCUAGACGACGACAUGCUGACUUUCCCGGCCCUCAACUUCCUGCCGACCGGUUUAAGGAGGACACACACACUACUGCAGACACUACCAUCUCAGUUACAGAGGUCAUGGCGUCGUCGCGACGGCCUCUGAAGGUGUGUGAGGAGCGGGUGAAGAUGUACGUGCAGCGCCAGGCUCCACAGCUGACGAGGGUGCUCUCGGACAGGGAGACGGAGGAGGACGCCGACCCAUACGCCUUCCUGGAGGGGGAUGAGGAGUUCAGCUUCGCAGAGAAGGACAAGAUGUUGGCUGAGAGGGAGAACAAGAGGAACAAGAAGGAGGACGGCAGUGCAACAGCAGCAGAUGACGACCAGGAAGCGGCUGGCAGUAAGUGUGUUCCCUCCACCAGUCUGAUCCACGACUCCGACCUCACGGUGUCCAUCAACGACCUGGAGCACCUGUUCAACUCUGACGAGGACGAGAACACGCCUGGAUCCAGGAGAGCAGCGUUGGGAGCUGAGGAUCGCUUUAACAGCCGUGAGCCCAGACCAUCGGCUCCAGACCCCCUGUCCUGCAUCAGCUCAGCAGACCUGCACAAGAUGUUCCCCACCCCCCCCUCUCUGGAGCAGCACAUCAUUGGCUACUCUCCCAUGAAUGUUGGCAGUAAGGAGUACGGUGGCCUGGAGGGCCCAGGAGGCACCACGCUGCUGGACGGAUCAGGCCUGAGCAGCGGCUUCAAGCUGGAGGUGGAGGAGGGCUUCUGCAGCCCCAGACCCUGCGAGAUCAAGGACUUCUCCUUCGUGUUUAAGCCCGAGGCGUGCCAGGCGUUCACGGGCUGCACGCUCUUCGCCCCUCUGAAGGCCCUGCCCAGCCACUGUCUGGUGCCCAUCAGGGUGCCCGAGGAGUGUGUGUACAGACCCAGCUGGACCCUGGAGAAACUGGAGCUGCUGCAGUCAAUGCCCACCAUCAGUAACAUCCCAAGCGAACCCCCCGAACCAGAUUACACCCAGGCCUACACACCCCUCCACUCCAACAGUGCGCCACCUAGCAACAGCGCCACGCCUGGGAUCAUGCCCUCCCCUUCCCCUGCCACGCCCCGUUUCUCUGCCCCUACCCCCCGGACCCCGCGGACCCCCCGCACCCCCCGCGGCCCCGCCAGCGCUCAGGGCUCCGUGAAGUACGAGCAGUCGGACCUGUACUCGCCCGCCUCCACCCCCUCCACCUGCCGCCCCCCCACGGUGCCGCUGCUGCCCGAGGCCCACAGCCUGUACGUCACGCUCAUCCUGUCCGAGUCGCUGCUCAACCUGUUCAAGGACUGCAGCUUCGACAGCUGCUGCUUGUGUGUGUGCAACAUGAACCUGCGAGGGGCGGACGUGGGCGUGUACCUCAGCGAGGUCUCCGCCCCCCUGGACCCCCCCGCCGAGGCCUGCUCCUGCGGCUUCAGCGCCGUCGCCAACCGCCGCUAUGGCAACGGUGCCGGCUUGUUCCUGGAGGAUGAGCUGGACAUCGUGGGACGGGGCUCGGACGCAGCGAGGGACGCGGAACGCUACCUGGAGGCCAUAAGGACGGCGACAGCCAACCGGGAACGUCUCCCUGACAACGUGCUCCUCCUCCUCCAGGACCAGUGCACCAAUCCUUUCUCCCCGCUCACCACACUGGACACACCCCCACACCCCCUGGCACGCCCCCCGCAGCGCCUGGAGGACAGGGAUCACCGUGGCGACUGUUACAUGGCGCUGGAGCACGGCAGGCAGUUCAUGGACAACAUGUCAGGAGGGAAGGUGGACGAGGCACUGGUCAGGAGCUCCUGCCUGCACCACUGGGCCAAGAGCAACACUGUGGACGUGAGUAAGCUGUUUUCUCAGGACGUGUUGCGGAUGCUGCUGUUUCUGCAUCCUGUGCUGCAGGAUUCCAUUCAGAAGAAGCGCACCAUGCGCUCAUGGGGGGUCCAGGGCCCCCUCACAUGGCAGCAGUUCCACAAGAUGGCUGGUCGGGGCUCCUACGGCACAGACGAGUCUCCGGAGCCCCUCCCCAUCCCCACCUUCCUGCUGGGCUAUGAGUGUGACUAUGUGGUGCUGUCUCCGUUCGGCCUGCCCUACUGGGAGAAGCUGCUGCUGGAGCCCUACGGCUCCCACAGAGACCUGGCCUACGUGGUGCUCUGCCCCGACAACACGGCGCUGCUGGCCAGGGCCCGGGACUUCUUCAAGGACCUCAGCGCUGUCUACGAGGCAUGUCGACUGGGCCGACACCGCCCCAUCUGCUCCUCCCAUCCAGACGGAAUUGUGCGGGUGGGCGGUACCAGCCCUGUCACGCCUCCUCCUGAGCAGACGCUCAGUGAUUGGUUCCUGAAGAGCUCCACCCCCAGCAACAGCGAAGCCCUCGCCCGGCUCAAACUCUUUGCCCACGUGUGCCGGCACGAGCUCGCUCCGUACUUGGCCUCUCAGUCGCUGGACGUCUCCCUGCUCUCCCAGAGCUCCCCCACCUCCUCCUCCUCUUCCUCUUCCACCACCACCACCACCACCACCACCACCUCCUCCACCUCCUCCUCCUCCUCCACCACUACCAGUGGCUCCAUACCCAGCGCCCCCCAGGCCAUGCCCAGCAGCCUGCCCUCGUUCGGAGCCUCCGGCCCGCAGCCCCCCGCCCAGCAGAGCACCGCUCAGCCUGGAGAGAAUCCCAACCAGACUCCGACUCAGACCCCCUCUGAGCCGCUUGAGAGCACUUUGAAGCGGGAGAAGGUAGGCGUGCCCACGGAGGGGGACUCCCAUGCGCUCAGCUACCCCCCUGCCAUCGUUGUGUACGUGCUGGACCCCUUCAGCUACGAGGAGACGGGCAGCACCGGCACCAACACCAACACCCUCUGGACCCUGGGGCUGCUGCGCUGCUACGCAGACAUGCUACAGGGGCUGCCCCCACACAUCAGGAACUCUGUUAGCAUACAGAUCGUGCCAUGCCGGUACCUGCUGCAGCCGGUGCACACUAAAGAGCUGAAGCAGUACUCUCAGCACCUGAAGUCUCUGGCCUUCUCCGUCUACACCCAGUGCCGACGCCCGCUCCCCUCUGCCUCCAACAUCAAGACCCUCACCGGCUUCGGCCCUGGCCUCGCCCUGCACGAAGCCCUCAAGGACCCGCAGCGGCCGGAGUGUGUGCACCUGUACACCCCUCCCUUCAUCCUGGCGCCGGUGAAGGACAAGCAGACGGAGCUGGGCGAGACGUUCGGCGAGGCGGCGCAGAAGUACAGCGUGCUCUUCCUGGCCUACUGCCUGUCACAUGACCAGCGCUACCUCCUGGCCUCCUGCACAGACCAGCACGGGGAGAUGCUCGAGACCUGCGUCAUCAACAUCGAUGUCCCCAACCGGGCUCACAGGAGAAAGGGUUCAGCCCGCCGUCUGGGACUGGAGAAGCUGUGGGAGUGGUGUUUGGGCCUCGUCCAGAUGACAUCAGUACCAUGGAGGAUCGUGAUUGGCCGAUUGGGCAGGAUAGGACAUGGAGAGCUACGAGACUGGAGCAUCCUGCUGAGUCGGAGGCGUCUGCAGUCGGAGACGAGGCGUCUGAGGGACAUGUGUCGCAUGUGUGGCAUCUCCGCUUCGGACACUCCCAGCAUCCUCAGUGCCUGCCUCGUCGCCAUUGAGCCACAGGCCUCCUUUUUCGUCAUGCCAGACUCUGUGUCCACGGGCUCUGUGUUCGGGCGCAGCACGACCCUGAACAUGCAGACGUCCCAGCUGAGCACGCCUCAGGACACGUCCUGCACACACAUCCUCGUCUUCCCCACCUCCGCCUUCGUCCAGGUCACCAGCGCCAGCUACACCACAGACACCGACCUGGGCUUCAACGCCAACGAUGGAGCUGAUGGCAUGGGAGGGAUGGAUGGGAUUCUGGACCUGCUGGUGUCAGAGAACGACCUGGUGGAUCCGGACCUCAUCAACAUCCUGCCCAACUCCCCCACCACCUCCCCCGUACACUCGCCAGGGUCGCACUACCACCACGGAGGAGACGGCAGCAAGGGUCAGAGUUCAGACAGGAUGGAUGCUCGUGAGGAGACGCCCAACAUCCUGCAGCAGCCUCUGGCUCUGGGCUACUUUGUGUCCACGGCCGCUGCCGGGCCUCUGCCGGCCUGGUUCUGGUCUGCCUGUCCACAGGCUCAGCACCAGUGCCCUCUCUUCCUGAAGGCUUCUCUGCAUGUGCACGUCUCCUCUGUGCAGUCAGACGAGUUCCUCCACAGCAAACACUCCCACCCCCUGGACUCCAACCACACGUCAGACGUGCUGAGGUUUGUGUUGGAGCAGUACAACGCCCUCUCCUGGCUGACCUGCAACCCUGCGACACAGGACCGGCGCUCAUGUCUGCCUGUGCACUUUGUGAUGCUCACACAGAUGUACAACUUUAUCAUGAACAUGCUGUAGGCACACACACACACACACACACACACACACACACACGCUCUGCCGGACCCUGCUGUAGAGUCACACCAUGUGCGUGCGGCUCAUUCAGUGACCGUCUCCACGACCAGAGGCUCCCUCGCGGCCACGCUGGUCUCUGCUGGUUUUGAUCUCUCACACACACACACACACACACACACACACACACACACACACGCGCUGGUCUCUGCUGGUUUUUAUGUGCUUUUAGUGCACACUCUAGCGCCACCACAAGGGGGAGCUAGCCAAGGUAGUUCACCCCUGAUGUCACUGCUCAAGGUGCUGCCCCGUACCCACAGGUUGGGUGUAACUGCCCCCUUUGGGGCAUGUAGGCCAGGUUGGGUGUAACUGCCCCCUUUGGGGCAUGUAGGCCAGUGUCUGUUUGAAAUAACUGGAGGAAUGACUGACGUGACGUGAGACUCACUCCUAAGAGUCUCCACUCUUCAGAGGUUUUUUCAGUCACCCAGAGUUUCAAUACCUGGGCAAAGAGUUUUAUCUUGUGAAAAGGCCUGCAUAUAUAUCUUAUUUAUUGUACGUUUCUAAGUGUGUAAUUUCUUAAUCUUUUAUAUAUUAAAAGCUCCGAGGGCUGCAUUAAAAGUCUAUGUAAUUGUCUUAAUUCUGAGCCGGAGGUGCACGUCUGAGGGUGUGCGUCUGGGCUGCUUUUAGAGAAUUAUUUUUCCAGAGAUGAGAUGUUUCUAUGGGCGUGCAGGGGAGCCCACGCCCGCCCCCGCCCGCUCGCCCGCUGCUCAGGCCAUGCACAGCUGCUUACACUGCAAAUAAGAGGACAAGAGCCAGAUUGUCGGAUUAUAUAUUUUAUAUGACAGAUUAAGAGGUGUGUGUGUGAGCGUGUGUGUGAGCGUGUGUGUGUGUGUGCAUGUGUAUAUAUGUCUACAGACAGAAGUGUGGCAUUAUGGCUGGUGCAGGUCAUGUUUUAGAAAUAAAGUGCAUUAAUCUGACUGAUGCGUCUGUGUGUUUAAUAAAGUGCAUUAAUCUGA
Molecule: messenger RNA, 7999 nt
Organism: Clupea harengus (Atlantic herring)
Lineage: Eukaryota; Metazoa; Chordata; Actinopteri; Clupeiformes; Clupeidae
Product: mediator of RNA polymerase II transcription subunit 13-like
Biological process (GO): positive regulation of transcription by RNA polymerase II
Cellular component (GO): mediator complex
Molecular function (GO): transcription coactivator activity
Source: RefSeq, a predicted model, not a curated record